GUGUGGUUGGUGAAACACAGAGAACUCGUUGAUGUGAUUGUUUUUUUUCUGGUUUUCUGUUAAGCUUAUUUCAUUUAAUAGCCUAUACACUAACUUGUAUGUGUUACAUUCAUUUAUUUACAGUGAUUGUUAAUGCUGCAGAAGCAUUGUAGGUGGUAUAAUCUGAGGGAUAAAGGUAGAAGAGUCCCUUUAAGAUGACACGGACUUAUCCUCCUGACAUAAUUGUAUCAACCCUUUAUCAAGACAUCACAAUUAGCCCAAACUGUGGGCUCACAAAGUGUUCUCUGUCCACUAAAGAAUGUGAUUCCCAAAUGGUUGGAACACAAAAUCAAAACUUUGAAACCAUCAACAAAAGACAUUGCCGUAGCUUUGACUUCAUUGAGUCACUGGAUGAUCCAAACACCUUUUCUUCGUCCAUGGAGUGUCCUUACACAGCUGAGCAGCAGGCAGUGAAUAAAGAUGUUGCAUGGAAUGACAUUGGGCAGCAGGGCCAUCUUCGUUUUUCCUCUCCUGAUCUAUUUAACACAAAACUGUCUCAACAACAGACCAGCACUGACAAAACCAAUGAGUCAGCAAGGACUAGUCUUAAAGGCAAAAAUCGGUCAAAAAGCGUGCCUAAAGUUCGAGCCACUCUUACCCCUGUACCUAUUAUAGUCUCACAACCUUCAACAAGGUGGGGGCAAUCUCCAGUGUACCACCAAAAAAAGCCUGAAGGGUUUCCCCAAACCCGAGAGCCAUCUCUUAAUAUAAAUCGGGCUUUAGUUAACGAGGUGCACCCUAUUAAGCUGCAGCCUCAAACACCCCUUUGUGUCUCUGAUUGUUUUGAAGAGAACAGACAGGACAAGCUAGCCAACUCUCCUCAUGUUAGAUAUCGAGUAGAUAUCAAACCAGAUGCAGCAGUUCUCCAGCACACCACAAGGAAACUACCUGCUGCCAGAAAUGACAUGCCUUGGCAGCGUUAUUCCACAUCAAGCUUCAGGAGUAUGUCUGUGCCACGCCAAAUGCCCACCUCCAGAACACCCACUCCCAGUGAGUGUUACAGCAUGGACUGCAGGCAUGCUUACCAUUAUCCAAACUGUGUGCCUAGUGGCUACAUUGAACCUGCACAUAUUUCUUUAGGUGGGACUUCACCCAGGGAUCCAAGGGAGUACAGAACUCUAUCUAACCCAAACAUUCCAACCAAAUUCUUCUAUACAGAAGAUCCUACCAGGUAUCCAGUCCAGUCACCAGGUAGAGCCUAUUUUCAAGAUGACCAGUACAGUACUAAAAGUAGCAACAACCAAAACCCCUCAGUCAGUGGCCAGUACAUAAAUGACCCAAGGUCCCGAUGGGUUUUUACAAUGCCAAUGCGUAAAUAUUAUGCUGAUUCUCGCCCACAAUCAUUGGAUGCAUACUACAAUAGACCAUACUCAAUGAGUGAACUCGGAACACACUUUAUGGCUGCACCACAGACAAGAACAUACUGUAGAGAAAGUGAAAGAACGUAUGCCUUCCCCUCUGAUCAUUCUAAGAUUUUCUACUCACAGUCUUGCCAUUCUCCAGCAGAAUACUCUAUUCCAGUGACUGCAUACCAUGCAGAGGGGCGACAGAUUCCACAUAUUUCUUUUCCAGAUGACUGGUACCGAUCAAGCAUAGCCACAUAUUCCAGUCAAUACCCAUCUUCACAGGUGACACCACAGAAAACUCCAGCAAUGAGCCGUUGGGAUGUCAAUCACUUUACUGAGUCUAGUCAAUUAGGAGGAAAUGUCAGGAAUUAUUCAAAGUCUUGGGAGAACAUUCUUAUUCCACAUAUGGAGAAGGAGCAUACUGUUCCACGAGGCAGGAGCUAUGAGAAUCUUUAUCAUCAAGGGAAGGAAAGAGUUUCCCCUGACAACAGACAAAAACCAGUCAUAAUUAACCUCUCAAGUUCACCAAGACGGUACGCUGCUUUGUCCCUCUCUGAAAAUUCUUUGGAGAAGUGUGCUAGUGACAGAAGAACUGGCAUGGGAUGCCAGUGGUUUGUAACACCAGAGAUUACCAUUACAGACAAUGACAUUUGUCCAGGUAACAGCAGAAAAAAAAACGAGGACUCAGUCAGUUGGGAUGUGUCAAAUGGUAGACAGGGUCAAAAUGCAAAUAAUCAUAAUCUUGUGAGACCUUCAGAUCCAUCAAAACCCUCAGAGAGAAAACACAAUAACAGUUCCUUGCAGCAGAGCCUAGAGCAACUGGAUGAGUUGUUAGCUGAUUUGGUCAUUGAUUACAAACCUCAAAAUAUUAGGCAGUCUAGUGAGGACUUCAUAGACCGGCUCAAACACUUGAUUAAUGAUGAUGAGGUGAAGGGAGAGGAGGUAAUAGAUCAAGAAGACUCUGGACUUUUAAACACUCAAACAAAUUCUUCAAAGACCAGCCCAGAUACCGUUAAAGAUCCAGACAGUGGUUGUGAGGGGUUUCAGAGAAGUGCUGAGGACAUAUCCAUCAUCCAAAGUGCAGAUGAAGAUGAUUCUAUGGUGUGCUCCAACAGCAGAUGCCGGCAUAGGGAAACUCUGUUUAAUGCCGGCUUGUAUUUCAAGUCCUGCCAUAGUUGUUACACUUAUUAUUGCUCCAGAAACUGCAGACGGGAGGACUGGGAUACUCACAAAGAGAGCUGCCUGUAUGGGCGCAUCAGUAGUAUUUGUAGGCAUAUCCUAAAACAUUGCAGAGAGAACUCUGAGAUUCAUAAAUCUUUCUCACGAAUUGCUAAAGUAGGCUACCUGUCUCGAGGCAGAGGAGUCCUGUUCAUAGGUUUCCAAAAUCCUGCUUUUGCAAAUAACUUUCUCCAAGUCGGACUUGAGAGCAUUGCUAUGUCUCCAACAUAUCUGUCACUCAGAGAGUUGGAGAGCUUCAAAGACAGCCUUAGGGAGUACUGUAAGGAACUCCAAGAUGCAGGCAAGGAAUAUGAUCCCAGUGAAUGUUUCCUUUUGAAUGUGUCCAUAGCUAUUGGUGACUUAGUGCCUAACAGACCUUCACCUAGAUUACAAGCAGCAACAGUGCGCAAAUAUGCCAAGGUGUCAUUGGCUUCCUCAAGCCCAGAUAAGAAGGUUUUAAAGAAAGAAAAUGACAUGGAGACACUAAUUCUCACCCCUCCACCCGGAACAUCUGAUAUUGACAAAGAGGGACAAGAGGGUAGGAAAGCACGAGAGAUCUGUUUCAUUAAUAUCCAAAAGGAACUUAGAACAAGAGGCGUCUUCCUUCGCCACGAGUUUCCACAAAUAUACAGCAAGCUUUGUGAGUUUGUAGAGAACAACAAAAGGUUCACUCCCACAACCAUCUAUCCCAUAGAUAAGAGAACAGGGAAACAAUUCAUGUGUAUGAUCAUGGCAGCCUCUGAGCCAAGAACACUAGACUGGAUUGGUGCGCCACACCUACUAGAUGACAUUAUAUAAGUCUCUGCACCUCUGUGGUAUCCAGUGGUUGCAAAGGGCUUUAUCUUCAUCUAUGGAGCAUAUUCUGUGUAUAUUAUACAGAUGUAUGUAAAUAUGUAUUUUAUUACUGUAAAAACAGUUAUUAGAAUUUUCUCUCCUGACACAGUAUUAUGCUUAGAAAAUGCUUGUGGGAUGCACUUUGCAGAAAGGUACUCUAUAGUGAAAAGCAGACAUGAGCACGUAUUGUUUCUUAAUGCAUAAAAUAAUUUAUUUGUUGCUUAUUUGUCCAUUUAGUUACA
Molecule: messenger RNA, 3679 nt
Organism: Colossoma macropomum (tambaqui)
Lineage: Eukaryota; Metazoa; Chordata; Actinopteri; Characiformes; Serrasalmidae
Product: un-named hu7912
Exons: 2
Coding region: 195-3401 (1068 amino acids)
Biological process (GO): cell-cell junction organization
Cellular component (GO): apical junction complex; plasma membrane
Source: RefSeq, a predicted model, not a curated record